Molecule: messenger RNA, 975 nt
Organism: Trichomonas vaginalis G3
Lineage: Eukaryota; Parabasalia; Trichomonadida; Trichomonadidae
Product: cyclin-dependent protein serine/threonine kinase protein
Exons: 1
Coding region: 1-975 (324 amino acids)
Biological process (GO): protein phosphorylation
Cellular component (GO): nucleus
Molecular function (GO): ATP binding; cyclin-dependent protein serine/threonine kinase activity
Source: RefSeq, a predicted model, not a curated record
AUGAAUAUUCAACUUAAAGGGUAUGGUAAUCUUACUUUAAUUGGUGAAGGUCGUUUUUCUUUUGUAUACAAGACACAGAAUCAAAUGAAUAGCCAUCUAUAUGCUGUUAAAGUCAUGUCUCCGAAUUCAAAAAUUCCAGAACCAAGUGUAGCUUUUUAUCGAGAGAUUCAAGCAUUAUCAGUCGCGAGUCACCCAAAUAUAGUCAAAUUACAUGAAGUGGUGCAAGUACAGCCAUCAAUUUCCUUAGUUAUGGAAUAUCUUCCAUACACGUUAUCUCAGGUUGUUCAACUUUCAAUACUUCCUGAAGCAAUUGUCAAAGGAAUAAUGCUUAUGCUGCUCCGAGGGCUUGCUCAUUUGCACGAAUUAGGAAUUAUUCAUCGAGAUAUUAAACCUGCAAAUUUAUUAAUGAAUCCACAAGGAAUUCUUAAAAUUUGUGAUUUAGGAUUAUGCAGAAUACUUCCAGAAAAGCUUGCUGGAAUAGGAGGAGUAAAAACAGACGAUGAUACUCAUGCUUGGACUUUACAAGUCGGAACAUCGUUUUACAGAGCACCAGAACUUCUUCUUGGUGAUAGAGGCUAUGGAGAAGCUGUUGAUACUUGGGCUGUCGGCUGCGUUAUGGCAGAAUUAUUAAAUGGGAAGCCUCUCUUUAAUGGCCAAGGCGAUAUCGAACAACUAGGUUUUAUAUCAGGAAUAUUGGGUUCCCCUGAUGAUAAGAAAUGGCCUGGAUUUUCUCAACUUCCAGGUUCUGGCCAGAUUUUGUUUAAAGAGAGAGAGCCAGCAAACAUAGCAGAGUUGUUCCCCGCAUGGAGUCCUGAAGCAGUUGACUUAUUUAAGCAGUUUAUUGUGUACGAACCAGGACAAAGGAUUUCUGCAAGAAAUGCAAUGAAGCACAAAUGGUUUUUCGUUGAACCUGUUCCAAUAAUAGCUCCAUUUGACGGAAAGUCAUUUGACCUCCUCAAUGCUACGCCAAUAUAA